AUGAAGGAGCACCUUGCCUGUUCCCAGUGUGGCAAGUGUUUUAACCAGUCAGGGGAUCUGAAAAGACAUGAGAGAAUACACACAGGGGAGAAGCCUUACCACUGCUCCCAGUGCGGAAAGCGUUUUAACGAUUUAGGGAACCUGAAAAAACAUGAGAGAAUACACACAGGGGAGAAGCCUUACCACUGCUCCCAGUGUGUAAAGAGUUAUAACCAUUUAAGGAACUUGAAAGUUCAUGAGAUAAUACACACAGGGGAGAAGCCUUACCACUGCUCCCAGUGUGGAAAGGGUUUCAACCGGCCUGGGGAUCUGAAACGGCAUGAGAGAAUACACACAGGGGAGAAGCCUUACCACUGCUCCCAGUGCGGAAAGAGUUUCACCCAGCCGGGGGACCUGAAACGGCAUGAGAGAAUACACACAGGGGAGAAGCCUUACCACUGCUCCCAAUGUGGAAUGAGUUUCACCCAGCCGGGGGACCUGAAACGGCAUGAGAGAAUACACACAGGGGAGAAGCCUUACCACUGCUCCCAAUGUGGAAUGAGUUUCACCCAGCCGGGGGACCUGAAAUGGCAUGAGAGAAUACACACAGGGGACUUGCUGUCUUAUAUUGUUGACUGAUAAUGAUUACCUGUUUUUACCAUAUGAACUUGAAUUGUACAAAGUAUACUAAAAC
Messenger RNA from Salvelinus fontinalis (brook trout), 673 nucleotides. Its product is annotated as zinc finger protein 239-like. Gene Ontology annotation, cellular component: nucleus. Gene Ontology annotation, molecular function: DNA-binding transcription factor activity, RNA polymerase II-specific; RNA polymerase II cis-regulatory region sequence-specific DNA binding. NCBI's taxonomy places the organism in Eukaryota, Metazoa, Chordata, Actinopteri, Salmoniformes, Salmonidae. The transcript is spliced from 2 exons. Bases 1 to 618 code for a protein of 205 amino acids. Gene Ontology annotation, biological process: regulation of transcription by RNA polymerase II; central nervous system development. The record is from RefSeq and is a predicted model, not a curated record.